Molecule: messenger RNA, 1512 nt
Organism: Penicillium bovifimosum
Lineage: Eukaryota; Fungi; Ascomycota; Eurotiomycetes; Eurotiales; Aspergillaceae
Product: DUF5427 domain-containing protein MTC1
Exons: 2
Coding region: 1-1512 (503 amino acids)
Source: RefSeq, a predicted model, not a curated record
AUGCCUCCAAAGGGCCCCAAACCUACUAGCGACGAGCUUUUAGCUCAGUUUGACGACCUCGGCCUCGGGAAAACCGACGACAAACCAGCUAAGCCCACUACUGUACCCGACAAUGCCAAGGGCGCGGAGGAGGACAUCCUGGCUGAGCUGGACCACCUAGCCACACAACGUCCCGCCAGUGGACCAGGCACUCCACGCCUGUCUUCCGAUAAAUCCAGGCCAUCUGCACGAUCUCCCCGACCAAGCGCUACUAUCACCCGACCGACCGAGGAAAAGUCCCCUGCCCGCAAGUCUGAGGAGAUAGGCCGCGCAGAGACCAAGCCCGAACAACCCAAGGCUGAGCCCGAGGAUGUCCGCGCCCAGCAAUCAUCUGAAGAUGGUGGCGGCUGGUGGGGUGGAUGGUCAGGAGGACUCUUUGCAACGGCCACCGCGGCUAUGAAGCAGGCCGAGGCGGCGGUCAAGGAGAUCCAGAAUAAUGAGGAGGCACAGAAGUGGGCUCAGCAGGUCAAGGGAAAUGUUGGAGUUCUGCGUGAUUUCGGUGGUGAGCUUCGCAAUAGAGCAAUCCCAACAUUCACCAGCCUCAUCCACACCCUCGCACCUCCUAUCUCUUCGCACGAACGUCUCCAAAUCCAUGUGACUCACGACAUGUCCGGUUACCCCGGCAUCGACCCUCUAGUCUACGCAGUGUUCUCGCGAGUGAUGUCGCAAGUCGAGGGCGGCGACCUGUUGGUGAUCCAGCGGGGUCAGGAAUCAGCCCCGAAGCGUGGGCUCGACGUUACCGGAUAUAUGACCAGCUCCGGCUGGAACGAUGGGCCCUGGUGGCGGACCGUCACUUCUGGACAACCGCGCAGUAUUUCUGCCGUACGAGGCACGGUGGAAGGCUCAAAGCUGGCUCGCGCUAGCGCCGAGUCAUAUGCCACCGAGUACUUCUCAUCUCGGGGUGGAGUCGAGGAGGCAGCGAAGCACGCCUCGGAAGUUCUUAGCGAAUCGAACCCAGUCCGCAGCAGUGAUAUCUUCUUGGCUAUUCAGGCUAUUAGCCAACCUGUCUCUAAGGAUCUCUUCCAGGCUGGUGCGACAGGCGAGAAGGCUACUGAAGGUGUUGUGGAGCCCGAGACCGAAGAAGAGGAGAUCUCUUUCGCUCUGUAUCUCCAUGAUCCUAUCCAUGGUCUUGCCUUCCACACCAUCUCCCAGAGUAUUCCACAGGCAUGGAUUGAGUGGCUCGAUGCCUCGGCGCUGGCUUCUCAGAGUGCCGAUGAAGAGGGUGCCAAUGUCCAGCGUAUCGUGGUUCCCGAAGCCAUCGCGGAGAUCAUCGAGAGCGGAGGUGUCGAUCCUCGCGAGUGGGUCUCAGAAUGGAUCGAGGAGACUCUGUCGCUGGCUGCUGGUGUUAUCGCGCAACGAUACGUAGCCCGCCGAAUGGGUGUCGGCGAGGGAGGUGUUGGCAAGGGAAAGAUGCGCGCUGAGCAGGCCUCGACUGUUGACAGCGGCGCAGGAGAAGCCGCGCGUGCUAUCUAA